Messenger RNA from Trichomonas vaginalis G3, 606 nucleotides. RefSeq names its product organellar and viral DNA polymerase type B. The record is from RefSeq and is a predicted model, not a curated record. NCBI's taxonomy places the organism in Eukaryota, Parabasalia, Trichomonadida, Trichomonadidae. The transcript has a single exon. The annotation marks the transcript as partial.
AUGAUUUCAACAAUAGGUUCUACAACACUUCAAACAACAGCACCAAACUCGUUAGUCAUGAAUCCUACGUCAAUGUUAGUAGAAAUGAAAAGCUUCAUUCCUUCUUCAUAUACUUUUGAAACAGAAAUCCAGAAGAUAAAGCAAGAACUUUUAACAUGUAAUUUAGACUGUAGUGCGAAAGAUGAACAAAAUGAACAGUAUCUUUAUGAAAUGCAGGACAUUAUUGACCAUUUACCCAAAUUGCCUGAAAUUCAGCAACAAAAACUAACCAUUCCUGAAUUUGACGAAAUUGAAGUCAAAGCAACUGACUCAGUAGAAAUAAAGAAGUUCAUUCGUAAGGUAAACUAUGAGUUUCUAGGAUUUCAUUGCAACCAUAAGGUUAUGGACAAAGAUUGCGACAUGGUAUAUAAGAAUGUUUCUGACAUAUAUAAAUCUGAAGAAUUUAAGACCUACGACAACUUUGUUUCGUUAGUUGCUGAAUGUGUAUGGCAGAUAAGAGAUAAAGAUAGAAGAGGUAAGGUAUGGAACAAACAAAUAAAACCAACUGCUUCAGAUUUAAAGAAAACCAUUGACUCUUUAGUUGUUUUAGCAGGUAAGGUUUCAGAA